Molecule: messenger RNA, 3003 nt
Organism: Stylonychia lemnae
Lineage: Eukaryota; Ciliophora; Spirotrichea; Sporadotrichida; Oxytrichidae
Source: the annotation of a GenBank genome assembly
AUGUUAAAUUAGACAGCAACUGAGACAGAGCUCGAAUCAGAACUUCAGCCUUAACUCAAGGAUUAAUUACCCAAUAAGUCUUCAUUUGCUAACAGAAAAGUCAGCGUUCCUCUUUUUCUUCAUGAUUAGUAAAACAAUAACGGAAACGGUGUAUAUGAAAAGUAAACUAGAAAUUCUAUAUUAAAAGAUUAUGAACCCUCGAAUCUUGAAUUCAACUAUGAGUUUUAAGAGGAUUUGAUUGUAGAUCCAGCUUAAUCUAGAAUAUCAACAGCUCAUGAGGAAAAAACCUAUUAUGACAACGAUGAAACUCCAAUUAGAAAAGAGAGGGAUGUAUACAAAGGAAAGCUGAUAAAUAAAGUUUUGCCAAAAAAUGGGAUCUUAAAGGAUAAGAUGAGUAUUAUAAAGAAUCUUGAGAUUACAAAGCAAAACAUAAAUAAUGAAACCAACAGGUAGUUCUUGCAUAUUCCUACAACUCAAAAUAAAUAGUAAGAAAAAGUACAGGAUCAAUAAGCUGCUAUUCUUUAAACUAUAAUAGAUGAAAAUCAAAAGGAUUCUAAGAAGAGGGACAAAACUCAAAGACCGUAGAGGUUUGUUUAUUUGAUUGAAGAUGGCUCAGAUCUGAGUACUUGCUAGAUGCUUAAAGUUGAUGUGAAUAAGUAUCUGGAUAAAUAUGAUUUUAGUAAUCAGGAAAAGAAUAUCGACAGACUCUAAAAAUAUCAUCUUACACUAAAGCAAUCUGACUUUGAACGAAGAGGGUUUCUAGAAAUGUUACAUUUUGCCUCAACAAGGCUAAAAAGUAAUAAGUAUCAGCAAGAAGAUAGUGAAAUCACAAUGCAUAAGGAUUAAUUUACUCACCUUUUCACCAUAAACGGAGAAGAGUUGAAUAAUCUGAUUGAAAUACCUGAAGAUGUAAAGGUUUGUGUAUGUAGUACAACUAAGCACUUUAAAGGUAUCAUAAAUAGCAGGAAGUUAGUGUCAUUUAAAAACUAUAAAGCAUAUAAAGACUAGAAUAUCAAGAAUCAUCUUUAUCAUAAAACUUAUGAGUGGAUCAAAGAUAAAAUGCUUGAUUGGAAUAAGGAUAACAGUAAAAUAGAUAAUGAUAAUAAACUGCUUGAUCUAAAUAAGUAUAAUUAGGCAGCAUCAGCUUAUGGAUAUUCAACAAUUCUUGAGGGGAAUAAAAAUGAUAGAUUCUUAAUUGAUAAAGUCAAUUUAAACACUACAUUUUAAGACAAGAAUAAUUUCUCUAAUUAUGGAUUGCAAAAUGUCAUGAAAACCAGAGACACUCACAUACACAAGGAAGACAAAGUAUUAGGCUAAAAUUUUAGAUCUCGCUCAGUACAAAAGAAUGAGCGCAAUCAAUCAAAAACUCUAAAAGAAAUUAAGCUUGAAAAUGAGUAGAACAAGCUAAUUAAGAACUUCAGCUCUCAUGUCUCUCAGUAAAACUUAAAUUCUAAUAGAAAAAGAAAUUUGGAAUUCGCCUAGAAUUAAACUUAUCAAAACGCUUCUAUAAGUCCAAAAAGAAAUGGAUAAGAGAUCUAGGAUAUGAAAAAUCAGAUGAGUGAAGACAACAUCAGCAGGAGGAACCUGCCUUAUAUCAAGUUUGUAGGAAAUGCUAGGAGACAGAUGAUGUCGCUGCAACCUGAUAAAAUAGAUCAAAUUAAAAGAGAUAAGAAGACUUUUCCAGAUAGGAAUUAGAUAGAUGGGGAAGGUAUAACCAUAAUUAAAAGGCCACCCAACAGAAUAAAGAAUAAGAAAAUUAUUGAUAAACCAUAUAAUGGGGAAUCAGAUGAUUAGAAUGACUCUGAAAAAUAGGACUAGUAUGAUGAAGAUUUUCAUUUUGGAGAUUCAGUAGGUCGUCCUUAUGCUAAUUCAUUUUUCAGUGGAACUAAAACAAACAGACUAGAGAUUUAGUAGUAUCAUCUAUAACAGUAAAACAGAAUAAUGUAUAAUGCAGAUGGAAACUCAUCUAAAAAGGAGUUUAGUUUUAAGUCUAGAACGAGAGAUCAUCUAAAUCCACCUUAGUUUAAAAGCUCAAGUAAUAAUCUUUUAAUAAAUUAAGCAAACAAUAUUUAAAAUGAAAGGAAGCCGUCUCAAUCUUUAAUAACUAAUUCUAAGACUAACAUAACUUAGAAUACAAUGAACUACCGAAAAAAGGCAAGAGAAAUUCAGUAUGAAUAGAUCAAGAAAUUUGCGGAGGAAUUUAAUGUGGAGGAGUAAUAGAUAUAUUCAUUGCUAAGUGAAUAUAAGAGCUUGUACAAGAUUAAUAAACAAAAUUAAGAAGACCAGAUUGAAAAUCUAGUGAAGAAGGGGGCAGCAAAUAUUAGUAAGAGAGUAAAAGAGAAUAAGAUCAAGAGAGAUGUCAACGAUAACUUGCUUAUAGUUGCUGAUGAAUCUGGUAUGAGCUAAUUGAAUGGAAGAAGUUUGUAAGACUCAUAGCAGGUACCACUCCAGACAUAUAUGAAGUACUCUGUUUUCAAAAGACUUUUACACCCUGAUGUCUUAGAUCGGAUCUUGCAGGCUUUUGGUGUUGAUACAGAGAGUAAGAAUGCAACGAUAUCUCAAAGGCAGUUUAUUGGCUUGAAUUGUUUCCUUAGAUAUCAAUCGAUGCCAAGACAAGUGAUUGUGAAGAUAUGGAUAAAGAUACUUGAUCCACUUGGAUUAGGGAAAAUCUAGAAAGAAGCUUACAAGAUAUUCUUUGAAAAAUUAGCUAGAGGAAAGCUUACAUUGAUUUCAACAAUUAUAAGCAGUGCUUUUGCUGAGUAAUUAACCUAGUAUCUUGAAUAAAACGGAUGUUUGCAUCCAGACACAAAAGAAAUAAUAAUGUCUAAAAUGGCUUAAAAAUUAUACGACAGUGAAAUAGAAAUUGAAAUCUUAAGUUAAACUCUCAGAAAUAUAGCAGAUCUCAAUAUUCCAGAUUCUAAACCAAUAACUGACUUUAAAUUUAUGGGGGAACUCUUGAAUGAUAUUCAGCAGUAAAAAUCAAACUAUGAGACAAAUUAAUGA